AAAAAACAAACAAACAAAAAUCUGCGAGACUCGUCGGGGCCACCAAUUUUGUUCUUGUAACUGUUCUUUUUAAAACAAGAAGUUAUUAAUAAAAACGUUAUCUUUAUUCUGAACUAUCCGUGUAUCCGUGUUCCGUAUCGUCUUUCAUAUAAUAUGGCUGCCCCAGCUCCUGAGGAAGUGUUUGAUCAAGCUGAAGGAGAACAGUUUGAAGAUGAUGAUCUGGGCGAGGUGCAGAUUGAAACUUCUUCCGGCCGGAAGCGAUUGUUUAGCAAAGAAUUACGAUGUAUGAUGUACGGGUUUGGGGACGACCAGAACCCGUACACGGAGAGCGUCGAUUUGCUGGAGGAUCUCGUUGUGGAGUUCAUCACCGAGAUGACUCACCGUGCGAUGGAAAUUGGCCGCACGGGACGGGUGCAGGUUGAGGAUAUUGUGUUCCUGGUGCGCAAAAACUCCCGCAAAUACGCCCGUGUGAAGGACCUGCUGACGAUGAACGAAGAACUAAAGCGUGCCCGGAAGGCGUUCGAUGAGAUUAAGUACGCCGGUGCGGAAGCAAAGAUCAAAUAAUGACCCCAUUCCUUCCUACUUGUACUUUUCCUAUAGUUAUUAUUUUCUUUCAAUAAAUCAACUAAACAU
Messenger RNA from Anopheles aquasalis, 633 nucleotides. RefSeq names its product TATA-box binding protein associated factor 13 (gene Taf13). NCBI's taxonomy places the organism in Eukaryota, Metazoa, Arthropoda, Insecta, Diptera, Culicidae. The record is from RefSeq and is a predicted model, not a curated record. Gene Ontology annotation, biological process: transcription by RNA polymerase II. Gene Ontology annotation, cellular component: transcription factor TFIID complex. Gene Ontology annotation, molecular function: protein heterodimerization activity.